AACAAAAAAACAUACCCGUCGAAUAUGGGAAAUAAAGUUGUUACAUUUACCGAACAGCAAUUGGAUGAUUAUCAGGAUUGUACAUUUUUCACACGCAAAGAGAUAUUACGUGUCCACAAAAGAUUUCGUGAAUUACGACCAGAUUUAGUGCCCCGCCAAAUGACCGAGGGUCAGGCGUCUAGUGUCAAAGUACCGCGCGAAUGUAUUGAGAAAAUGCCCGAACUCAAAGAGAAUCCAUUUCGCAGACGCAUUUGUGAGGCUUUUUCUCGUGACGGCCAGGGAAAUCUAUCGUUUGAGGAUUUCUUGGAUGCAUUUUCGGUAUUUAGCGAACAGGCGCCAAGGGAUAUAAAAGUCUUCUAUGCCUUUAAAAUAUAUGAUUUCGAUCAAGAUGGCUUCAUUGGACGUGCUGACCUUCUGUGUAGCUUGACCACAAUGACCAAAAAUGAAUUAAGCCCUGAGGAGCAUCAACAAAUUGCCGAUAAGGUUUUGGAGGAGGCUGAUGUCGAUGGCGAUGGCAAAUUGUCAUUUCUCGAAUUCGAGCAUGUCAUUUUACGUGCACCCGAUUUCCUUUCAACAUUUCACAUAAGGAUUUAAUUGU
Messenger RNA from Musca vetustissima, 598 nucleotides. RefSeq names its product calcium and integrin-binding family member 2 (gene Cib2). The record is from RefSeq and is a predicted model, not a curated record. NCBI's taxonomy places the organism in Eukaryota, Metazoa, Arthropoda, Insecta, Diptera, Muscidae. Bases 25 to 594 code for a protein of 189 amino acids. Gene Ontology annotation, molecular function: calcium ion binding. The transcript is spliced from 4 exons.